Auanema sp. JU1783 is the source of this 2703-nucleotide messenger RNA. Lineage: Eukaryota; Metazoa; Nematoda; Chromadorea; Rhabditida; Rhabditidae. The record is from the annotation of a GenBank genome assembly.
AUGGACAAGUAUGAUUUGUAUAUAAGAUGUCGAUUUUCGCUUCCGAUAUCAGAACGGUUAGAUGGGGAUACUAGCUGUCGCCUGUUCACUCCCUACGACAGAAAGUAUGUUCAGGGACAACUAUUUCUUUCCUCCAAUUUCUUGUGUUUCUCAAGCAAGAUUGAAAAACUUGUAUCCAUCGUGAUUCCUAUUAGUUCAAUAUCAUCAGCUGAAGAAUGCAAUACCUUGCUAGGCGCUGGCAACUCCAAUGGAAGAGCCAUCAUCAUAUGUUUGCAUAACGGGGCUGCGAUAGUUUUCGCUUCUGUUCCUGAUAGAGAUAGGGUUCUUUCCAAAAUAACAACAUUCACUGAGAAGUUCCGGAUCAAUCAGUCCCUGAUGAGGCACGAGGUUAAAGAACCAAUUCGACCUGUUGAGAAACUUCUGUGUCCAUUGGUCGAAACUUAUCCCUUUGGUGUGGAUGUCAGCGAGAAAUGCAAAGCAAAAUGGGACAGCUUGUUUGCCGAAUACGGUAGAGAUGUCACUAUGUAUAGGACAGUGGAUUUGCAUAGGCUGCUGUUGGAAGGUGUUCCGAACAGUACCAGGGGAGAGUUAUGGAUGAUAUGCUCUGGAGCGAAGGCUGAAAUGGAUUUAAAUCCAGGCUAUUACGACGAAUUGCUCAGGAAAAAUGAGGGUGCCUACUCAGUUGCUCUGGAUGAAAUCGAGAGAGACUUGCAUAGAAGUUUACCUGAGCAUCCAGCUUUCCAAUCGGGUCCAGGCAUUGAUGCUCUUCGACGUGUACUCACAGCUUAUGCUUUCCGAAAUCCUAGCAUAGGUUACUGUCAAGCCAUGAAUAUUGUGGCAGCAGUGCUUUUGUUAUUCACAAAGGAAGAAGAAGGAUUUUGGCUGUUGGUUGCUGUUUGUGAACGACUUCUUCCUGAUUAUUAUAACUCGAAAGUAGUAGGCGCCAGAGUUGACCAAGGGGUCUUCUCGGAAUUAAUGGAAAAGUUCUUACCUACUGUUGGAGCUCACUUGACCAAGCUAUCCCUGGAUGACAUGGUUUCCUUAUCAUGGUUCCUCACAAUUUUCCUAUCAGCCAUCAAAUUCGAUGCAGCUGUUCGCAUUUUAGACCUCUUUUUCUUUGAGGGUUCUAAGCUGAUGUUUCAAGUUGCUUUGGAAAUGAUGAAAGAGAAUCAAGAUAGCAUUUGCAAAGCAAAAGAUGAUGGUGAGACGUUGACCAUUCUCCAGAACUACACUGCUGGUAUUUAUGAAGGAGACGUAGAGAUAGAUGGAAAAAUCCCUAUUGGGAAACUGUUGGGCGACUCUUACUUCAGCUAUGGUUGCUCUUUCACUAAUGAGCAAAUUGAAGAUUUACGAUUGAAAUAUAGACUGAAAGUCGUUCAAUCGAUGGAAGAUUGUCAAAUGAAGAGUAUCAUACGUAGCGUUGGGAAAGAGUGCAAGUUUACAAAGGAAGAGUUGGAGAUGCUUUAUUGCAUUAUUAAGGAAGAACAUCUGUUAUCAUGGCGACAACGACUAGGCGUUAACUCAUAUACUAACUCCCGCUCAUUGACGGAAAGACCACGACCAGACCCAUGUGCACAGUCGCAGUACAGGGUUGAUUACUAUCUCUUUGCUGAAGUUUUUCCCAGGCUACUGCCAUGGAACGUAUCCAACAUCUUCAUCGUCAGACUUUUCCGGCUGUUAGACGUCAGUGAAAGUGGCCUGUUAACUUUCCGUGAUGUUGUCCUUCCGUUAUCUACACUUCUGCGUGGUGAAUCUGUAGAAAAAUUGUAUCUUCUGUACAAAUGCCAUCUCCCUCCAGCUUUCGAUAAUACCGAUUUGGACGAAAUCGCCCCUCAAUCAGAUCGAUCUUCAGAUGAGCCGGAAGAAGCAUUAGAAGCCGCAACGAUCCUUGCAUCCCCUCUUAAUAAUCGAUGCCGUUCGAGUACAGACCCUUCUUCUUCUUCAAGCCUCGAGAAAAAGGGGAGAAGUAACACAAUAACUAGCAUAUGUCCGAAUGAUGAUCAGUCUUCUGAUGCUGCUUCUCUAAUUGAUAUGAUUGCUGCCAAAUCAGUAGGGAGUUCCCCCUCACAUAAUAGCAACGAGAAAAUCACAGUUGCUGAUGAAGCAAGUGAAGAUAGCUUUUCUCUUGUAGAAGAAUCAAUCGUGAAGAUGAGGGAUCUGAAAGCAAAAAUGAAUGCUUCUGAACCAGCUUCAACAAAGUUAGAGUUGAAGUCCUUGCCUGAUAUGAGUCAAGUACAGUUCAUUCAACUGUGGAAAACCAUUUAUGAUUUGCUAAGUGGGGGUGAGACGGAUCAACAACUAUUCCAUGCCUUGGCAAUAGUCGGAACUCUGCUGCUGCAAGUAGGUGAAUCAUACAGAGAGUUCCAAGCGAAAAUAGAAGCUGAGCUGGCUGAUGCUAUGCGUGAUCAAACACUAACCAAUAGAAGUGACGAUAGUAAAAAUGGUGAUUUCUCCGAUGAGGAACCGGAAGAAGAUACUGAGGCAGCUCAGAUGAGACGGAUUGGGAACACACCCCAUGAACUAGCGGAAGGAGAAUGGAGAAUUAAUUUAGCUCAGAUUGUUGCUUCAGUGCUUUCAGAAAGCGUACUGGCAACAUUCCUCGACACCAAGUAUUCCAUUGAUGUCAUCAUUAAAAAAUAUCGAAGAACGCGUUUCUCCAGUAGCACUGACAAAAACAUAAUUCCUUCUUCUUUGAAGCAUUAA